AUGGGGGUCACCGUGUUCCCGAGGGAGCUGAAGGAGGUGUUUGCAUCUUGGCGGCUGCGCUGCGCAGAGCGGGGCCGGGAGGACAUCGCUGACAGGCUGAUCAGCGCCUCGCUCUUCUUGCGCUUCCUCUGCCCAGCCAUUAUGUCGCCCAGUCUCUUUGGGCUCAUGCAGGAGUACCCAGAUGAGCAGACCUCACGAACCCUAACCCUCAUUGCCAAGGUCAUCCAGAACCUGGCCAACUUUUCCAAGUUUACCUCAAAGGAGGACUUUCUGGGAUUCAUGAAUGAGUUUCUGGAGCUGGAGUGGGGUUCCAUGCAGCAGUUCCUGUAUGAGAUCUCCAACCUGGACACGCUGACCAACAGCAGUAGCUUUGAGGGUUACAUCGACUUGGGCCGAGAGCUCUCCACACUGCAUGCCCUGCUCUGGGAGGUGCUGCCCCAGCUCAGUAAGGAAGCCCUUCUGAAGCUGGGCCCACUGCCCCGGCUCCUCAAUGACAUCAGCACAGCUCUGAGGAACCCCAACAUCCAAAGGCAGCCAAGCCGUCAGAGUGAGCGGCCCCGGCCUCAGCCUGUGGUGCUGCGAGGCCCAUCGGCCGAGAUGCAGGGCUACAUGAUGCGGGACCUCAACAGGCCAGAGGGAGCAGGAAUCUCAGAGCCCCAGGAAGAGUGUGGAGGCUCCUCCAGCUCCAGCUUGCUGGAAGAGAAGCCACCCCCACCGCCCCCUGGUGGGGGGAAAGACCUGUUCUAUGUAAGCCGUCCACCGCUGGCCCGUUCCUCGCCGGCAUACUGCACAAGCAGCUCGGACAUCACAGAGCCAGAGCAGAAGAUGCUGAGUGUCAACAAGAGUGUCUCCAUGCUGGAUUUGCAGGGUGACGGGCCCGGCGGCCGUCUCAACAGCAGCAGUGUGUCCAACCUGGCGGCCGUUGGGGACCUGCUGCACUCGAGCCAGGCUUCCCUGACAGCGGCCUUAGGGCUGCGGCCUGCGCCCGCUGGACGCCUCUCCCAGGGGAGUGGCUCGUCCAUUACAGCGGCUGGCAUGCGCCUCAGCCAGAUGGGUGUCACCACGGACGGUGUCCCUGCCCAGCAACUGCGUAUCCCCCUCUCCUUUCAGAACCCUCUCUUCCACAUGGCUGCUGAUGGGCCAGGCCCCCCAGGGGGCCACGGAGGGGGUGGUGGCCAUGCCCCUCCCUCCUCCCAUCACCACCAUCACCACCAUCACCACCACCGAGGUGGAGAGCCCCCCGGGGACACCUUUGCCCCGUUCCAUGGCUAUAGCAAGAGCGAGGACCUCUCCUCAGGGGUCCCCAAGCCCCCCGCCGCUUCCAUCCUUCACAGCCACAGCUACAGUGAUGAGUUUGGACCCUCUGGCACCGACUUCACCCGUCGGCAGCUCUCACUCCAGGACAACCUGCAGCACAUGCUGUCCCCUCCCCAGAUCACUAUUGGUCCCCAGAGGCCCGCCCCCUCAGGGCCCGGAGGUGGGAGCGGUGGUGGGGGCAGUGGUGGGGGUGGCGGGGGCCAGCCGCCUCCAUUGCAGAGGGGCAAGUCUCAGCAGUUGACGGUCAGCGCUGCCCAGAAACCCCGGCCAUCCAGUGGGAAUCUGUUGCAGUCACCGGAGCCGAGUUACGGCCCUGCCCGUCCGCGGCAACAAAGCCUCAGCAAAGAGGGCAGCAUUGGGGGCAGCGGGGGCAGCGGUGGCGGAGGGGGUGGGGGGCUCAAGCCCUCCAUCACCAAGCAGCAUUCUCAGGCGCCAUCCACGCUGAACCCCACAAUGCCAGCCUCCGAGCGAACGGUGGCCUGGGUCUCCAACAUGCCUCACCUGUCAGCUGACAUCGAGAGUGCCCACAUCGAGCGAGAAGAGUACAAGCUCAAGGAGUACUCUAAGUCGAUGGAUGAGAGCCGGCUGGACAGGGUGAAGGAGUAUGAGGAGGAGAUCCACUCACUGAAGGAGCGGCUGCACAUGUCCAACCGGAAGCUAGAAGAGUAUGAGCGGAGGCUGCUGUCCCAGGAGGAGCAGACCAGCAAAAUCUUGAUGCAGUAUCAGGCCAGACUGGAGCAGAGCGAGAAGAGGCUAAGGCAGCAGCAGGUGGAGAAGGAUUCGCAGAUCAAGAGCAUCAUUGGCAGGCUGAUGCUGGUGGAGGAGGAGCUGCGCCGGGACCACCCCGCCAUGCCUGAGCCGCUGCCCGAACCCAAGAAGAGGCUGCUCGACGCUCAGCUCCUCAUCAGACCUUGGAACGGCCUGGCCCCCCCCGCCCCCCCCCCCCCCCCCCGGCUGCAGAUCACCGAGAACGGCGAGUUCCGAAACACCGCAGACCACUAG
This is a messenger RNA of Puma concolor (puma), 2319 nucleotides long. NCBI's taxonomy places the organism in Eukaryota, Metazoa, Chordata, Mammalia, Carnivora, Felidae. The record is from RefSeq and is a predicted model, not a curated record.